Messenger RNA from Hyaloscypha bicolor E, 1183 nucleotides. RefSeq lists its product as uncharacterized. Lineage: Eukaryota; Fungi; Ascomycota; Leotiomycetes; Helotiales; Hyaloscyphaceae. Gene Ontology annotation, cellular component: nucleus; cytosol. The transcript has 2 exons. The record is from RefSeq and is a predicted model, not a curated record. Bases 101 to 805 code for a protein of 234 amino acids. Gene Ontology annotation, biological process: protein import into nucleus. Gene Ontology annotation, molecular function: nuclear import signal receptor activity.
CACACUUCACGAUCCUAGCUUCGUAAGUUGUGUUCAACAGCUCAACUUUUGGUUUCACGCAGUAGAGAAGGGCAUUCUGGUCUAAAGCAAUUGAACAGCAAUGGCGCAGGCACAGCUCCCGCAGCUGUUUGGGGUCAUUCCCACCGGGCAGCCCUGCAUAACAACCCCCUCCUCCGCCCCCUCAACAACAUCCUUCCUCUUCACACUUCCCGCGACAAAGCCUUUCAGCCACAUCUGCGUCUUCCUCCUACCCGGCAUAACCCUCCCACCAAACACCGCAGCAGCAGUCUACAUCUCUCUCCCUGCUUCACCCUCCCAAUCACCUCAACAGGCGCAAUUCAAGUUCCUAGGCGGAAUCGGUCCUGGGAAAGAAAGCGCUAUAUUCAAAAUAAGUGGCUUAUCCGCUUCCAAUGCGGAAGGUGUGCAGAAUGGGGAAAUCGAUAUGGAUGCCCCAGAAGAUAGUCCAGGAGGAGGAGGAGACAUCACACUCGGCAUAUCCCUCGAAUCCGCAGACUCAGUCGCGUCACAGAUGGCUGCCUUACACUCCUCGACCGCCAACCCGACAUCUCCUUCACAAGCUUUAGUCCCAGUUAAUCGAGGAGGACAAGGAGGAUCAAAGGUCGAUACAGUAGUCCUCGCGCAAAGGAUCAUCAAGAACGCAUUUAACUUCCUAGCGAGCUUUAGUGGGAAUGUAGGGGGGACAGGGGUGGAAGUCGUACCAUUGAAGGCGUUUGAGGAGUGGUGGAGGAAGUUUGAGGGGAGGGUGAGGAGUGAUCCUGAAUUUUUGGAAAGGGAUGGUGAUUGAGGAGUUUGUAGGAGAAGAUAUGGGAUUUUGGUUUGGUGAAGGGGCUGGGGGAAAGAGUGGCUUAGACGUUGAGAGAUUUAGAAGGCCAAGUGCUGAGUAUUGGGUGAGAGAAGCCAAGAGAAGAAUGGGCAGGGUGUGAUCGAUGAGGUGUUAGAAGGCGGUUUCAGGACCAAAGCUACAGGCACCGCAGGCCAGGCAGCUUUGCUGACUGCUAUGACGAGACGAUGGCACGAAGGCGUAAUAAGCAGGCUUCUUAGGCAAUGGUCCAUUUGCGAAUGCAGGAGCCAGAUUGACAAGCACAGCAGCAGACUCAAGACUCGGUAUGAGGCACCUUUAGCUGCAUGUAUGUACCUCUAACACACCAACCAUCAAACCACC